Molecule: messenger RNA, 1008 nt
Organism: Papaver somniferum (opium poppy)
Lineage: Eukaryota; Viridiplantae; Streptophyta; Magnoliopsida; Ranunculales; Papaveraceae
Product: palmitoyl-acyl carrier protein thioesterase, chloroplastic-like
Exons: 6
Coding region: 1-1008 (335 amino acids)
Biological process (GO): fatty acid biosynthetic process
Molecular function (GO): acyl carrier activity; fatty acyl-[ACP] hydrolase activity
Source: RefSeq, a predicted model, not a curated record
AUGUCUGUUACCAUUACUGCGGCCUUAUCAGCAUGCUCUCCUGCUAACCAUUCACUAAGAACAACAUUGGUGACAAAGAUUAGUGGAGGAUCAGACAAUGUGAUUCCUCUUGGCAUGAAAUCAGAAACGAAACCGUGUUUUAGGGGGUUGAGGGUUACAGCAAAGACCCAAGCACUUGAAAAGAUCAAGGAUGACUGCGUUUAUCGGGGAAACUUCACAAUCAGAUCGUUUGAGAUUGGCCCUAAUCGGAUGGCAACUAUAGGAACAUUCUUGAAUCAUUUACAGGAAUCAGCAGCUAACCAUAUUAGGGAUAUUGGGCUGGUGGGUGAUGGAUUUAAUUCGACGCCAGAGAUGAGUAAAAGAAAUCUAAUAUGGGUUGUUUCUAAGAUGCAGGUUAUCGUAGAUCGGUAUCCUUCUUGGGGUGAUGUUGUUGAAAUAGAUACCUGGUUUGGUGGUGCGCCUAUAAAGAAUGGUUUCGCUAUGCAUUGGCUUCUUCGUGAUGCCAAUACUGGUGAAACUCUCGCUCAAGCUAACAGUGUGUGGAUUAUGAUGAAUAAAAACACAAGAAAAUUGUCUAAAAUCCCAGAGGAAGUUAGAGAUGAAAUAACACCUCAUAUAAAGGAUUAUCGUAUCUGGGAUGACAUCAAACUGUCAAAGCUUCAUGACAACGAAGCUGACUCUGUACAAACUGGUGUAAUUGCACAAUGGAGUGACUUAGAUGUUAACCACCAUGUGAAUUUUGCCAAGUACGUUGGAUGGAUUCUCGAGAAUUCUCCUAUUCCGAUCUUAAAAAGCCAAGAGCUUUAUGACCUGUCUCUAGAGUUUAGAAAGGAAUGUGGAGUAGGCGAUGAGCUAAAGUCUUUAACAAGAGUUGUUGAAACUGAUAGUCAUACGGAAUGUCAACACAUGCUUCAAUUUGAGAGCGGAGGGGAGGUUAUGAGGGGAAAAACUAAAUGGAGGCCAGCUAAACAAACCAAUGUUGUAAACCUUUGGAGUCUGACUAAAUAA